This is a messenger RNA of Nanorana parkeri, 2283 nucleotides long. Its product is annotated as zinc finger protein 3-like. NCBI's taxonomy places the organism in Eukaryota, Metazoa, Chordata, Amphibia, Anura, Dicroglossidae. Gene Ontology annotation, biological process: regulation of transcription by RNA polymerase II. Bases 1 to 2283 code for a protein of 760 amino acids. Gene Ontology annotation, molecular function: DNA-binding transcription factor activity; RNA polymerase II cis-regulatory region sequence-specific DNA binding. The record is from RefSeq and is a predicted model, not a curated record. The transcript is spliced from 8 exons.
AUGUUCACACUACGAGCGCCGUGUCAGAUUCCUCGCAUCGUCUUUCAACACGAGGCGGCCCAACGAAGUCAUCUCGUGGAGUCACGAGGCCGCCCAACGAAGUCCUCUCGUGGAGUCAAGAGGCGGCCCAACGAAAUUGGAAACCUCUGGGACUAUAAUGAUAUGAAAGAAGAGUAUAAAGAGGAGGAUGAGGAGUAUGGAGUGAUGAAGGAGCUUUCUGAAGGACACAAGGAUCUCUACAAGAACAUUAUGGUGGAGCCACCUAGUAAGAGGAACCCACCAGAGAGAUGUCCCCGUCCUCUGUAUUCCCGGGAUUCCACACAGGAAGAUCUCACCAUCCCCCACCAUGAUCAGGGUGAAGAUCUGAUGAAGGUGAAAGUUGAGGGUGACGUAGAAGAGACGUAUGUGAGGGAUGAUCAGCGACAUACGGAGGAGGAUGGAAUGAUGAGGACACUCAUAGAGGAGGACACUCCUACAGAGAUCAACACAGGACACGCCAUGGAGAAACCCUCAAAGGAUCCUCUGACUUUAUCUCCAGGUUGUAAGAUGGAAGAUGAGGACAUCACAGCAGAUUGUGCGGGAGAAGAGACAAUGAGCUCAGCUAUGGAUGGUGGACUUCACAGUGUGCAUAGAGCAUGGAAUCCCUCUGACUCUGAGCAACCUCGUCCUGUGGGGGAUGGUGCCGGCAUUCAGGAAAAGAGAUUUCCCUGCCCCGAGUGUGGGGACAUUUUUAGAUUUAAACUCAGCCUUUCUGUGCAUCUGAGAUCUCACAAUCAUGAGGAGGUUCAUCCCUGUUCUCAGUGUGGGAAACAUUUUCCUUGUAAAUCACAUCUGGUCAGGCAUCAGAGAUCUCACACGGGGGAGAAGCCGUAUUCCUGCACCGAGUGCGGGAAAUAUUUUUCACACAAGUCUUCCCUUUCUGUACAUAAAAGAUUGCACACGGGUGAGAAGCCAUUUUCCUGCCCCGAGUGUGGAAAAAGUUAUACACAGAAAUCAGAACUUAUUGUACAUCAAAGAUCUCACACAGGGGAGAGGCCAUUUUGUUGCCCUGAGUGCGGGAAAAGUUUUUCGGAUAAGACCAAACUUUCCAGGCAUCAGAGACUGCACACGGGCGAGAAGCCACAUGCCUGCCAUGAGUGCGGAAAAUGUUACACACGGAAAGCGGACCUUGUUAUACACCAAAGAUCUCACACAGGGGAGAAGCCUUUUUGCUGUCCUCUAUAUUCCUGCCCUGAGUGUGGAAAGCGUUAUACACAAAAAUCUGAAUUUGUAAUACAUCAAAGAACUCACACAGGGGAGAGGCCAUAUUGCUGCCCUGAGUGUGGGAAAUGUUUUUUAGAUAAGCCCAGACUUUCCAGACAUCAGAAAUUGCACACGGGUGAGAAGCCACAUGCCUGCCAUGAGUGCAGAAAAUGUUAUACGCGUAAAGCAGAUCUUGUUAUACAUCAAAGAUCUCACACGGGGGAGAAGCCUUUUUCCUGUUCUGGGUGUGGAAAAGGUUUUCCAGGAAAAUCCACUCUUAAUGAACAUCAGACAUGUCACACAAGCCACAACGGCCACCUCGCAGUUUCCGGAUCAGUGCUCCACGACUACAGCUUUGCGGACUAUCUGGACCCCACGCUACACGGACAACGAUGGGCCGGCCUGUCCCUGAAGACCCUCUUCCAGAGGAGGUAUGCCCAAGUGAGCGAAGCCGAGGUUGGUCACGGUGUGUGGCUGCAGACUCUCCCGGAGGCAGGGGUCUUUACCAAGAUCCUAGCUCCACUUACCUCUCUUACUAUCUCGGGGAGUUCACUUUUUGGGUUGGACGACCUUCUCCUAAAGGCUCUGCCUGCUCUGGCAUUGCAGCACGAGGUCUGUCACAUGCUGGAAUGCUUUUGCUGGGUUCUGAAUUUUCAGAAGUCUUCGUUGGAGCAAACUCACAGACUGGACUAUCUGGGUCUGCUUCUGGAUGCAGUCCAGGGCAAGGAGUUUCUUUCUCCAUCAGAAAAGUUACGGAACCUCCGGUCUCAGGCAAGGAAUCUGAGGUCCAGGAAAUAUCCCUCGGUGAGCUUCACCAUAAGGGUCUAUGGUCUGAUGGAAGCCUCCUUAGAGGUGGUUCCUUGUACUUCGUUUCACUCCAGGCCAUUACAACUGAGCAUUCUGCGUGAGACAGACUCAGUCUUUGGACUGUCCUGCUUGUCUAUAAGGAUAUCGCUCUCUCGCUGUUGGAUCACAUUUCCUGGGACAAUGGGAAGCUUUACCGGCAGCCAACACACACGGCAGGUGAAGAGGCAGCCCUGA